GCUGCCUGUUGUUUGGUGGUAACGUCAACGUCACGACGUCACUCACCACUUACCUUUUCUACGACCACAUGUAAAACCACGUGAAACAAACAGUUAUCUUCUGAUUAUACCUGACUCUACAGCUAAACAACGUUUGUAGAUGUCGUCAGUUAGCACCCUACACGGCUAGCUUUACAAUUACCACGUUGUGACGAAUCAUGUGUUGUAGGACCUCUGAUAAGCUUUAUACGUGCUCUGUACUUUCGUUCAGUACGCUCUGUAUUCCUGCGCAUCCUAACACAUUCUAAAUGAUGAAGAAAGUAGCUGUCAUUGGAGCUGGUGCUGCCGGCAUAAAUGCUGCUCGCCAUCUCAAGGAACGACAAGACGUUUUCGAUUUCACUGUGUUCGAGCAGACGAAUUCUGUUGGCGGAACAUGGUUUUAUACUGAUCACGUGGGAGUCAAUCCAUAUACUGGAAUUCCAAUUCAUUCCAGCAUGUACUGUGACUUGAGGACAAACCUACCGAUUGAAUGCAUGGCAUUUCCUGGUUUUCCGUUCCCAUCACCAAAAGCAGGGCAAUCGUUCGCACAUCACAGUGUGAUUUUAAAAUACCUAGAAAGUUUUUGUAGCCAUCAUCAACUGGAAAAGUUCAUCAAGUACAAUAAACGUGUGACAGAGGUGAAACCAAUCCUCAAAGGCCAGUCUAUCUCGUGGGAUGUCUACGUUGAGGAUAUCCAUGACAAGGAGAUCUUCCAUCAUAGCUUUGAUGCAGUCAUGAUUUGCACCGGGAGGUACUCAACACCAAUGGUUCCCCCUCUUCCGGGUAUUGAGAAGUACGCGGGUCGUGUCACACACAGCCAUGAUUAUCGUACAGCCCACUCGUUUACUGGUGAGACUGUGCUGGUGCUCGGUGCUGGACCAUCAGGAAUCGACAUCUCACUAGAAAUCGCUACCGUAGCAAAAAGGGUAUACCUGUGCCACAAUCAAUUAAGUCAAUUGAAAAAGGAUUUUCCCGCAACCAUUUGUCAGGAGGCUGGAAUUCUUCGCUUUGACGGAGGCCACACAGUUGUUUUGAAGAACGGCAAGACAAUUUCCGCCACGUGCGUCGUCCUAUGUACAGGGUACAAAAUGACCUACAGGUUCCUUUCUGCAGAGUGUCGCGUGACUACCGACGAGAACGUCGUCUUUCCACUCUAUAAACACAUGUUCCACGCGGACUUCCCUUCUCUGGCGUUUAUAGGAUUGCCCAUGAGGGUCAUUCCAUUCCUGGUGAUGGAUUAUCAGAACCGCUUUUUUCUGAGUGCCCUCGACGGUUCAGUAAAAUUGCCCAGUUGUAGCGAUAUGAGACUACAGGCCACGAUAGACUUGGAAAAUCACAUUAACGCUGGCCACGCCAAGAGGCACUUCCAUUGUCUGCCAAAUAGAAAGAUGUGGAACUACUUGGAAGACAUCGCCAACAUUUGCGGUUUGCACAAAGUGCCACAAUAUGUGAAAGACUUGUACGAUAUUACGUCCAAGGAGAGGGAAUACAAUUGUAAGUAUAAAGAUAUAAAAAUUAAACUUUUAGACGAUGGAACGGUACGCUACUGUUAUUAACACGAAAACCUAAACGUUUGGCCUAGCGUGUCCAUAUUUUGGCACAGAUCAAUCGAAGAUAGAUAUUUUGCAGGGUAAACAACCACGAACCAACCGCUGACUGCGACAUUUUCUACGUUAUAGUUUGAUAUGACGUUUCAUGUAAUACUUAUUUUCCGCAAUAUUGCCAACUGCAGUUUCGACAUGUUUAAUCUCUCAUUUGCUUUUUCCAAAUCAGACUUUGAUAUCUGAACAAAGAAUAGGGGCAUCAUGCUGGGUGCGUGCUAGGUGUAUUUACAUAGGUGUAUUCAAAUGUAGUUGAAGCAGGAUUAUUAUUAAAUAAAUGCUAGAAAACUGAAGAAUCAGUAAA
Messenger RNA from Ornithodoros turicata, 1923 nucleotides. RefSeq lists its product as uncharacterized. Bases 288 to 1574 code for a protein of 428 amino acids. Gene Ontology annotation, molecular function: N,N-dimethylaniline monooxygenase activity; flavin adenine dinucleotide binding; NADP binding. The record is from RefSeq and is a predicted model, not a curated record. Lineage: Eukaryota; Metazoa; Arthropoda; Arachnida; Ixodida; Argasidae. The transcript has 5 exons.